UCUCCUCCCCCCACACUCUACUCUCAUGGGGUAUAUAUAUAUAUAUACAGCGCUCUGCUCUCUGAAGCAUCGUUCCUAGGAAGAGUGAGUUUUCUGUGCUCAGGGUGGAGUUUAACAGCGGAGAAUAGAGGAGCACUUUUGCUUCUUCUAUGUAGUAGUCUAUACAGGGGAUGGAAGAUGCUUCUAACACUUGUCAGUUAGUACUUAAGUUACUCAGUAUUCUAGUUUUAAGUUACUCAGUUAGUACUUUAAUUUGGUCCCAGGUCCUACAGAUCCUGAGUUUUUUGCGGGUAGUGCAGUAGCAUUAUGGGGGCACGGUUGUGCACUGUUAGGUGGACGCCAGAUGGAGGGUGUCUAGAAUGUGUGUGAGUUCCCGGUGUGAUAUCUGCAUGUCUGUGACAGUGUAUUUGAUUUGAUCUGUGUGAGGAUAUGCCUACUAACGUGUGUGUGUGUGUUCCAGUCAGCUGUCGUCUGAGAUAAAUACGUGUCGUGGGGAGCUGUCAUCCAUGGAGCAGGAGCUGCAGAGGCUGCGAAGAGACACCAGUAUGAAUUCCUCCCAGCUCAGCUACGUGGAGGAGACCCUGCAGAAGACCCAGGGCCUACUGGAGGAGAAGAACGACACGGUUGUGGACUUGGAGGAGAAGCUCCACUGCUGUGAGGAGGACAGGCGGACCUCUGUGCAGCAUGUGAAGGAUCUGGAGGGACAGCUACAGGAGGUGCGCGAUGAGAUGCACGACACCCUAGAGAAACUACAGGAGCUGAGAGACCUGUUACAGGCCACGCAGCUUGGCGCAGAUGAACGACAGAUUUCAUUGGAGAAACUGUCCGCCGAGCUCAGCUGGGCCAAUUGGACGUGGUCAUCAGAGACCAUACCCUGGAGAUAGACAAAAAGGGUCAGUCCCUACAGCAGACUGGACCAGAGAAAGAGGUUAAAGACUGAGACAGACAUCAUAAAGGCCACAUUACACUCAUUUGGAGUUGUUGUUGGCCCUGGAAACCACAUACUCUCCAUUCUGGUAUAGUGAUAAAUGUGAAGAGCUGUUGGCCCUGGAAACCACAUACUCUCCAUUCUGGUAUAGUGAUAAAUGUGAAGAGCUGUUGGCCCUGGAAACCACAUACUCUCCAUUCUGGUAUAGUGAUAAAUGUGAAGAGCUGUUGACCCUGGAAACCACAUACUCUCCAUUCUGGUAUAGUGAUAAAUGUGAAGAGCUGUUGACUAUCACCUCAUGUUUUGUCUCUACAGGUGGAGUUUUUGAGUGACAGGUUAGACCUGCUAAAAGCACAACUACAAGGGAAGGAGGAUUCUUAGGAAGGUAUGAGAGAGGGAAAGAUGAGUUAUGGUAUUAUUAUACUGAUAGAUGGAGGGAGAGAUGAUUUAUGGUAUUAUUAUACUGAUGAGGGAGAGAUGAGUUAUGGUAUUAUACUGAUGAGGGAGAGAUGAGUUAUGGUAUUAUUGUACUGCUGGAGGGAGAGAUGAUUUAUGGUAUUAUUAUACUGAUGGAUGGAGGGAGAGGUGAGUUAUGGUAUUAUUAUACUGAUGGAUGGAGGGAGAGAUGAGUUAUGGUAUUAUUAUACUGAUGGAUGGAGGGAGAGAUGAGUUAUGGUACUAUUAUACUGAUGAAUGGAGGGAGAGAUGAGUUAUGGUAUUAUUAUACUGAUAGAUGGAGGGAGAGAUGAUUUAUGGUAUUAUUAUACUGAUGAGGGAGAGAUGAGUUAUGGUAUUAUUGUACUGCUGGAGGGAGAGAUGAUUUAUGGUAUUAUUAUACUGAUGGAUGGAGGGAGAGGUGAGUUAUGGUAUUAUUAUACUGAUGGAUGGAGGGAGAGAUGAGUUAUGGUAUUAUUAUACUGAUGGAUGGAGGGAGAGAU
Messenger RNA from Oncorhynchus kisutch (coho salmon), 1866 nucleotides. Its product is annotated as coiled-coil domain-containing protein 18-like. NCBI's taxonomy places the organism in Eukaryota, Metazoa, Chordata, Actinopteri, Salmoniformes, Salmonidae. The record is from RefSeq and is a predicted model, not a curated record. The coding region runs from base 507 to 884 and encodes 125 amino acids. The transcript has 3 exons.